CAAGAACGUCCUUAUCUUUCUCCAAUCCAAACUUGAUUUCCAGGAAGCUCUGUUUCAUUUCAACUUGUGCUACCAUACGGACUAUAUCUCAGGCAAUAAACAAAUUCCAGUUCUUGAUGCCCGAUCUUGUUUUUUUUUCUGGGAUAAACAAGGAUGGAGAUUCCGAGGUUAUGUUUAUGUAUCCUAAUAAUGGGUUUAUGGGAAGUGUUUCCAGCAGGUUGUAGGGGAAGCCGUAUUCCGGCGGCGGCUCUGUUCAUAUUGGGAGAUUCUCUUUUUGAUGCCGGCAACAACAACUACCUUAAACGCCCAAUCGGCCGAGCUAAUUUCUGGCCCUACGGGGAAACUUUCUUCAAGCAUCCCACCGGAAGAUUCACUGACGGUCGUAUUAUCCCUGAUUUUAUUGCCGAGCAUAUGAAGCUUCCGUUUGUUCCCCCUUUACUGCAACCUGCUGCUGUGGGGGGAAAAGAUUUGACGGUUGGCGUUAAUUUUGCAUCAGGAGGCACCGGCGCUUUGGUUAAUACUUAUCAAGGAAGGGUUGUAGAGCUUCUAACUCAACUCAAGUACUUCAAAGAUGUGAAAAAACAUUUGAGAAAGAAGCAUGGCAGUUCAAAAACAACAAAAUUGUUGUCGAAAUCCGUUUACAUGUUCAGCAUUGGAGGCAAUGACUACUUGGUUCCAUUUGUUGCCAAUGGGAAAUCCCAAAUGCUACAAUUCUACAGUAAAAAGGAGUAUGUUUCUAUGGUCAUCGGCAACCUCACCACCGUACUUAGAGGAAUAUAUUAUGAGGGUGGAAGGAAGUUUGUGACGAUAACGGUCCCGCCAUUAGGCCGUUUGCCCUACACUAGAGGGUACAAUAAUGGUAAUAGGACAUCCGAACUAACAGAGCUUGCGAGGCUUCACAACAAGGCACUCCCAAAAGCCCUCGAAAAACUUCAAAAUGAGCUGAAAGAUUUCAAGUAUAUAACUUUUGAUUUCUACUCUGUACUUGGUGACAUAAUCAGCCAUCCCACAAAAUAUGGGUUGAGGGACGCGACGGAAGGGUGCUGUGGGUCGGGGCUGUACCGGGGAGUGUUGAACUGCGGAGGAGAUGGGUACCAGUUAUGCAAAGAUGUUAGGGGUCAUGUGUUCUUUGAUGGGGCUCAUGCCAAUGAAAAUGUGUAUGAACAAUGUGCAGAGUUGAUGUGGAGUGGAGAUUCAGAUGUCAUUUGGCCUUACAAUCUCAAAACACUGGUGCAAGCUUAGUUUUUUGUGACCUGCGAAAUCAUCUUUUUGCAACCCAAAUACUCGUUUAUUUGAUCUUCCCACUUGAUGAUUUGAUGCAAAUAAAACGUGGAAAAAUUGUUUGAAAAUAUAAGUUUAUACACAAAAAUGAGUGCCAAAUUAAAGUAUUGGAGUAAUAAUAAUAUUACUCGAAU
This is a messenger RNA of Cuscuta campestris, 1415 nucleotides long. NCBI's taxonomy places the organism in Eukaryota, Viridiplantae, Streptophyta, Magnoliopsida, Solanales, Convolvulaceae. The record is from the annotation of a GenBank genome assembly.